Medioppia subpectinata is the source of this 718-nucleotide messenger RNA. Lineage: Eukaryota; Metazoa; Arthropoda; Arachnida; Sarcoptiformes; Oppiidae. The record is from the annotation of a GenBank genome assembly.
GGGGAAGAUUACGUGCGCUAACGUAUUGAGUGAUUUGUAUGCCAUGGGAGUCACUGAUUGUGAUAAUAUGUUAAUGAUAUUAGGGGUCAGUCAGAAGAUGACUGAAAAAGAACGCGAUGUUGUCGUUCCCAUCAUUAUGAGGGGAUUUCGGGACACUGCUUUCGAAGCGGGAACACAGAUAACCGGCGGACAAACAGUCAUAAAUCCUUGGCUUACGAUAGGAGGGGUCGCGACCAGUAUUUGUCAGCCGACAGAAUAUAUAAUUCCCGAUAACGCAGUGGUUGGCGAUGUAUUAGUGCUGACAAAGCCGUUGGGAACACAGGUGUCAAGCAUUUCGUACCAAUGGCUCGAACAGUCGGACAAAUGGGCACGAAUUAAAUUAGUGGUCACUGAAGACGAUGUACGCAAAGCAUACCUGAGGGGAAUGGACAGUAUGAGUCGCCUCAAUCGUAUCGCAUCGCGACUAAUGCACAAAUACAACGCUCACGGGGCCACUGAUGUCACGGGGUUUGGCCUCUUAGGUCACGCGCAGAAUUUGGCAAGAGUUCAAAAAAAUGAAGUGUCUUUUGCGGCCGCCUAUUGUAAGGACAUAGAGAAACAGGAGGGCUAUCAGGCGUGGAUUAUAGGCAUCGUUGAGAAGGGCAACAGAAGCGCUCGCAUUAUAGACAAACCCCGGGUUAUUGAAGUGCCCGCAAAGGAAAAGGAUGGCGAGCUUUGG